Messenger RNA from Thalassophryne amazonica, 915 nucleotides. RefSeq names its product sperm acrosome membrane-associated protein 6-like. The record is from RefSeq and is a predicted model, not a curated record. NCBI's taxonomy places the organism in Eukaryota, Metazoa, Chordata, Actinopteri, Batrachoidiformes, Batrachoididae. The transcript is spliced from 8 exons. Gene Ontology annotation, biological process: fusion of sperm to egg plasma membrane involved in single fertilization. The coding region runs from base 96 to 902 and encodes 268 amino acids.
UGGCGCUGACCACUUUGUUUGUUGUGUACGUGAGCGUCCUGCUCGGUUCCUCCCUCGGCUGCUCCCGGUGUUUCGUCAACCGUGAUGAUUUCCCCAUGAUGUGCCAGAAACACCGCCACGACGUCGGCCUGUGUGAGCGGAGAGUGGACCAGUUCUUCACUCACAACCAGAGGGUGAUUGAGGCUGGAAAAGUGGGGUGGGGCUACCACAGACGUCUGGGGGACAUCCUCAGACGAGAGAUUCUGCCCAUUGCGACGGACUUUAAGGACAACUUCCGAGGAGUGGCAGAGUUGGACAGAAGGCUGCAGACAGCAGCCGAAAACUUCAUCACAGCUGCUUCCAAACUGCCUAGAAAAACCGGAUGCGUCCCUCCUUGUGGUUACCAGAACCCAACGGCUGAGUACAGCUGUGCUCGCUGCCGGUACCAGUCCUGUGGGUUCCCUCUGGACUGUCCAGUCGAAAGUCUGCAAGUGAUGAAGAACCACAUGGCCGAGCUGUGGUGUGACGCCCCGUUCUCUAUACGCGGUGAGGUGGUGAGGAUCUGGAGUUUUGCAGCAAAGGUAAACACCACCAAUCUGGCGUCUUUUGAGGAGGUAACGGCGGGGGAGGACAGACUUUUUCAUUUCCCGUGUGUCGGACAGGAGCAUGAGGGGACGUACCGCUGCCAGGUCGUCGGAGAGGACGGGCCAGUUGUCAGCCUCUACUUUUACCUCACAGUGACCCCGUCCUCUCGUGAAGCGUACUUGCAAGAAGCCCGGGAAUUACAGGAGCUGUAUGAACAGAUUGUGCUGACAGGGGGCGAUGUGACGACCACCGGCUCCUCUGACCUGCCGCCGUCUCCUCUGCUGGUCACUGCGUGUCUGUCUGCAUUGUUCUUCCUGUUCCUCCUUUCCCUGUGGUAAGUCAACAUGAUAA